CUGGCCCUGCGUGGUGGGCGGGAUAGAGAGCAGAGAAAGACUUCUGAUUGGGUCCUGCGGACAAACCGGCAUCCGAUUGGCCAUUGCUCUGGAAGGAGGUGGGGUCGCAGCUGGGUGCUGAAGCAAAGCUGAGAAGCCCAGGCGAGUCUCAAAGUUUGUGUCUGGAGCAGUCGUGGAGCCGGGGGGUUAUCGCGAAGGGGUUUUCUUGGGAUGGGAGCUCAUCUCCUGUCUCGCCUCUGCAUACACGUCCUGCUUUAGCUCCUGCGGCCUCCCGCCCGUUCCCCGGGCGCUCUGUGUCCCCCGAGAGCCUCUCAGAUCCGGGAGGACGCGGGUUGAGGGGGGCCCUGGUUGGUUUGCCGCUGAGGCGCCGGAGUGAAGGUGUUCUUGCCUCAGUGCGUCGGGGACUCACACACACACACACACACACACACACGCCCCGAGGGAGCGGGAUCCUGCGGGUGCCAGGCGGCUCUGCCCUCUCCCCGCCUGCCCUCAGCAUCCUCGGCCCUGCGCGAUUCGGACCACCAUGGAGGUGCUGGAGAGCGGGGAGCAGAGCGUCCUGCAGUGGGACCGCAAGCUGAGCGAGCUGUCAGAGCCCGGGGACAGCGAGGCCCUCAUGUACCACACGCACUUCUCAGAACUUCUGGAUGAAUUUUCCCAGAACGUCUUGGGCCAGCUCCUGAAUGACCCCUUCCUCUCAGAGAAGAGCGUGUCGAUGGAGGUGGAGCCAUCACCAACAUCCCCGGCACCCCUCAUCCAGGCUGAACACAGCUACUCCCUGAGUGAGGAGCCUCGGGCCCAGUCACCAUUCGCUCAUGUGACCAACAGUGACAACUUCAAUGAUGAGGAAGUGGAGAGUGAGAAAUGGUACCUUUCUGCCGACUUUCCUGCAGCAACCAUCAAGACAGAGCCCAUCACAGAUGAGCCAGCCCCAGGACUUGUCCCGUCUGUCACUCUGACCAUCACAACCAUCUCUACACCUUAUGAAAAGGAAGAACCCUCUCUGGAAAUGCAAACUGGGGUUGAUUCCUCGUGCCAGACGAUUAUUCCUAAGAUCAAGCUGGAGCCUCAUGAAGUGGAUCAGUUCCUCAACUUCUCUCCUAAAGAAGCCUCCGUGGACCACCUGCACUUACCACCAACCCCUCCCAGCAGUCACAGCAGUGACUCAGAGGGCAGCCUGAGCCCCAACCCACGCCUGCACCCCUUCAGCUUGCCUCAGACACACAGCCCUGCCAGAUCCGUGCCCCGGGCCCCUUCUGCCCUCUCCACUUCUCCUCUCCUCACAGCUCCACAUAAGCUGCAAGGCUCAGGGCCCCUGGUCCUGACAGAAGAGGAGAAGAGGACUCUGAUUGCGGAGGGCUAUCCCAUCCCCACCAAGCUGCCCCUGACAAAGUCAGAGGAGAAGGCCCUCAAGAAAAUCCGCAGGAAAAUCAAGAAUAAGAUUUCUGCCCAGGAAAGCAGGAGAAAGAAGAAAGAAUACAUGGAUAGCCUGGAGAAAAAAGUGGAAUCUUGUUCAACCGAGAACCUGGAGCUUCGCAAGAAGGUGGAAGUCUUAGAGAACACCAACAGGACUCUGCUGCAACAGCUCCAGAAGCUGCAGACCUUGGUGAUGGGCAAGGUUUCUCGUACCUGCAAGUUGGCUGGCACACAGACUGGCACCUGUCUCAUGGUCGUAGUGUUGUGCUUUGCCGUGGCCUUCGGCAGCUUCUUCCAGGGCUAUAGGCCCUAUCCUUCUGCCACCAAGAUGACACUGCCCAGCCAGCAUUCCAUGCCGGAGCCGUACACAGCAUCUGUUGUGAGAUCCAGGAACCUGCUCAUCUAUGAAGAACAUUCUGCCCUGGAGGAGCCGUCCAGCCCAUCCUCAGCCGGGGAGCUGGGGGGCUGGGACAGAGGCUCCUCCCUGCUCAGGGUGUCAGGGCUGGAGUCCAGAGCCGACGUGGAUCUUCCUCAUUUUAUUAUCUCGAAUGAGACCAGCCUGGAGAAGUCAGUGCUGUCGGAACUGCAGCAGCAUCUAGUCAGCACCGAACUGGAGGGCAAUGAAACGCUGAAAGUCGUCCAGCUGGACAGGAGAGUGAACACCACCUUCUGAAGAGGCUGGCUCCUCCCAGUUUCCCCUAACUCCACUUCUCCAACCACGAAUCACCCUGGUCAUAAGCUUGUCCUCUUUGUCACUGGAUCUUAACAAAGACACAGAUGAGCGUGCCUG
Ochotona princeps (American pika) is the source of this 2206-nucleotide messenger RNA. It is a transcript of the gene CREB3L2, whose product is annotated as cAMP responsive element binding protein 3 like 2. Gene Ontology annotation, molecular function: cAMP response element binding; DNA-binding transcription factor activity, RNA polymerase II-specific. The record is from RefSeq and is a predicted model, not a curated record. The transcript is spliced from 12 exons. Gene Ontology annotation, biological process: regulation of transcription by RNA polymerase II. Lineage: Eukaryota; Metazoa; Chordata; Mammalia; Lagomorpha; Ochotonidae. Bases 527 to 2089 code for a protein of 520 amino acids.